Messenger RNA from Trichoderma gamsii, 915 nucleotides. RefSeq lists its product as hypothetical. NCBI's taxonomy places the organism in Eukaryota, Fungi, Ascomycota, Sordariomycetes, Hypocreales, Hypocreaceae. The record is from RefSeq and is a predicted model, not a curated record. The transcript has 3 exons. Bases 1 to 915 code for a protein of 304 amino acids.
AUGGCUGAUCCUCUCCUGGAACUCAUCUCUCGCCUUGAAGAUGAAAUCCAGGACCCUGAUGAAGAGACAUUUCUUCUCUACUCCAACGACAUUCCGUCCCAAGGUCUAGGCUUCAUUGACUCUCACGCCUCAGUCCUAGACCUCCAGCUCAACGGAAGAAACAUCACUAUUCAUCAAUCUCCUGGAGUACUGGCGUCGUCUCGCAAAGGAGGCACUACAGGAUCAGUCCUAUGGAAAAUCACCCCCCUCUUCGCAGAAUGGCUCUCCUCCCCAUCAAACAUCCUCCUCAACACAAUCCUCGCAACUUCCUCCUCAUCCUCCAUCAUUGAACUCGGCUGCGGCAUCUCCCCCCUCAACGCGCUGAGCCUCUCCCCAAAAGUCUCGCGCUACAUCCUCACCGACCAGCCCUACGUCCAGAAACUCGUCCUGCAGAAUCUCGCCGAGAACAAACUCACGGCAAGAGGCGGUAGCAAAUCCAACAAGAAGGCGGGCAAUAAAUCUCCCAGUCCUUCUUCUUCUUACAGCACAACCGCGGAUAUCCACUUUCAAGUCCUCGACUGGGAGACUUCUCAAGUAACUCCUUCACUUACCAAUUCCUCCUCGGUAUCUUCCUUCGACGCCAUCAUUGCUUGCGACUGUGUCUUCAACUACGCCCUGAUUCAGCCCUUUGUGCAGACCUGCGCUGAUAUCUGCAAGCUACGCCAGUCAGAUGGUCUCUUGGAGGGCGACGAACUCUCGCCGUGUCUCUGUAUCGUGGCGCAGCAGCUACGAAACGACGACGUCUUCAACAGCUGGCUGGUUGCCUUCAAAGAGCAUUUCCGGGUGUGGCGGAUACCUGGUGAGAUGAUGCCGGCAGCGCUCCGUCCAGAGGCGGGUUUUGUGGUUCACAUUGGGAUUCUCAAAGACUCGUUCUAA